Mytilus trossulus (common blue mussel) is the source of this 3014-nucleotide messenger RNA. RefSeq names its product myelin proteolipid protein-like. The record is from RefSeq and is a predicted model, not a curated record. Gene Ontology annotation, biological process: neuron projection development. The transcript has 7 exons. Gene Ontology annotation, cellular component: plasma membrane. NCBI's taxonomy places the organism in Eukaryota, Metazoa, Mollusca, Bivalvia, Mytilida, Mytilidae. The coding region runs from base 178 to 951 and encodes 257 amino acids.
AUAUGUUUAAGUUUAAAGCUUUCAAUGUACACAGAUGUAAACACACCUGGAACUAGAGCGACACCUGUACAGGAAACAUGAUUAAUGAGCGAAUUUGGAAUUUCUUAAUGUUACAAAUUUAAUUAACAACCCUUAAUUAUCGGAGAAACCCGUGAGAAAUUCGUGAAAGGUUAAAAUAUGGCUUGUGAGAACAUUGGCAAUUGUGCCUUUGCCUCCUUGAUAUCAGCAUUACUGGUAUUUUUUGGAGUUGGUGUAUACUGUGGAACACUGUACAGAGCAUUACAGAUCUUUAUUACACAGAUUCUGGAGGAUAUAUUUGGAUUUAAUGUACCAUGGCUAGAAGUCAUACAGAUUGUUUUUGUUGUCAUAGGUGUUGUCAUGGGAAUGUUUGCAAUUCUCCUUUUGGUGUUUGGUUUCCUAGCAACAGGGGCUACCAGAAAGAAUGUUUAUUCUGGUAACAAAUGCAUUAUGGGUGGAAGAGUAUCUGCUGGAUUUUUUAUGAGUAUAUCAUACCUACUAAAUCUGGUAUGGAUUGGUAUGUUAGGAGUGGGCGUCGUCCCUGUUGUGGCAUACCUGAUGGUGUCAUCCAGGUGUGAUAAUAGUGUGUACAACAAAUAUCAGACUGGUCAAGGGACAUGUAUCAAUCUUAACCACUAUGGAAUUUAUAGGAAUCAAAGUUACAUUGCUAUUGGACAGUUGCCUCCAGGAAAAGAAAGUAUCUGUGACGCUAAUGACCUGAGGAGGUUAUGUGAUAAGAUUGCUGAAGCAGGGCCUUUGUUUUGUGUGGCAUGUGCUGGAGCUAUUGUAAUUAUUAUGGGAAUGACAAAUUUUCUUCUAACCCUUGCCACAAACUACACACGAUUAAAGAUCUCCAAAGAGCUAACAGAGUACCGUGACGCUGUGGACAUGGAAGAAUUAGAACUUAACAGUCGUGAUGGAGGAUCAAGAUGACAGCUUACAGCCCACCCAGCUCAUUAAAAUUCACAUUUUAUCUCAUAAAUAUUCAUGAUGUCUCUUCUGACUCUUUCUAGACUUUUGAUAAGUUUUAUGUAAUUUUAUGUAAUUUAUUUGCAUGUUUUGAUAAUGUGUAUUUUCAUCAUCACAUGAAUGAAGUCAUAGACAUUUUAUUGUGCCAUUUUAAUCAGUAUAUUAUAUUUGCAUAAGCUUUUAUGAGGCUUAUUUUUACUUUUAAUUUUUUUUCUAUAGAUCAAAUAAGUUUUAUGCUGGAUUGAUUGUGGGUAUUCUAUAAACAUUUCUUUUUUUAUAUAAAUUUAGCAUUUUUUCUUACUAGUUAAUCAAAUAACUUUAUAGCUGGAUAAUUUCAAAGUCUUGAAUUUCUUGAACAACUUGUUCCCAAAUACUUGGGUAACAGACAAAAAUAUUUAUAAAUUAUAUUGUAAAGGGUCUAAGUUUCCAUAGCUUUUGUCAAUGUCUAUAUUUUUCAUUAAAGACCAGGCACAAAAUAAUUUUGCUAAGCUGUUCUGUCAGGGUUGGCAAAAACCCAUGUUUUAUGAGUAUUGCCCAGCUCAGUGGGAAAUUCUGGGAAAACCCCGGGUUUUACUGGGUUUUAGUGGGUAAUACUGGGUAAUAUAAAAUACUAGCCUAAAUUUUUCAGAGGAUUCAGUGAUCAAACACAAAUGUUAUACACUUCAGAUAUAUUAUAACCUUUUUUGUUUGUCUGGAUUGGUAAAACUGUAAAUCAUAAAGCCAAAAUUUUUUUUUAAAAUUAAAUAUAACAUGUAUAACAAUUACAUGUAAGAAAAAUUCCAUUUAAAAAAUGUAUACAACUCUAGUCACUAAUUAAUUAGUAAUUAUUUUGAUUAAAAUGCAGAUUUGUUUAUGUAACAAUAAUCAGCCCUUUCAAUUUUAUAGUGUUUAACAUAAAUGACAUGUUUAUUUAGCAAUAUGACAAAUGUAUGAGUGUAAAACAUUUGAAUUAUCAAUUCACUUAAACAUUGCAAUAAAUUUUUUUUCAAAGUAUGGAUUAUUGAAACAAUGCUUGGUAAUUAACAAGGUUUCAUUAAAUAAGCAAAUCUUGUAUACCGGCUACAUAGAAGAGAAUGAAAUUAAAUUUUUCAUUCUUUUAGAAAUGACUGUCAAUGAAUAUCUGUAUAAAAAGUAUAUAUAUAUAUAUAUAUAUAAAGCUGUAAUACUAUGAAACUAUACCAAAACUUUACUAUUUUGUGUUAAAAUAAGCUUAAAAAAUCAUAUUGCCCAGUAAUGCCCAGUAUUCCCAAUUUCUGGGAGUAUUGCCCAGCCCGGGAAAACCCGGGUUUUCCCACCCGGGAAUUCCCGGGCGGGUAAUACUAUGCCAACCCUGUGUUCUGUAUCUUUUCCUUACUCUUGAUUGUUUUUAUACUUGUUAUAAUAAGAAUUUAUUUUUCGAAGAAACUGAGUUUAUGCAGAUUUACAUAUGAUAACAGAGCAUGGUGGGCAUAUUAAUUAACAAAAACUAAUUGUAAAGAUAUAUUAACAUCUAUUGUUAUUUACAAGAAUCAAAACAUCUUUUUAUGGACGCAUGUCCGCUAUUGUUUAUUUUAGAUUGAUAUUGUAAAAUUCUUGACUGGAUGAUCUUCUGUUAAGUUUGUGUAUAGUAUAAACUUGGCUUUAGCCCUUUGAAAUGAUAGUGUUUAGGGUUGAAAGUGUGGUGAUGGUAAGGGAUAGAGAUAUCAAUAAACUAUAAAAAUAUACCACUUGGCAUAAAACAAAAUUUUUCAAUCAAAUUCUCUCAAGUCAUGACUAUAAGUGAACAUACAAUCAAUAUAAAAUCAUCAAAUUAUUUUUUGAAAAAAAAAGUCACUUAAUCUCAUUUUACAAAGAGAAUGCUAAUAUCAUUCAUAUAACAUUAAUUAUACAUAUCAGACAAUACAUAUCUACACUGGGUGUAUAUUUCAUUAACAUACAUAUCAAUUUGUUGCAUAUCCAAAUAAAAGUGAUGAACUCCCUAAAUGCAUUUUGUUAAAAAAAAAAUAUGUCUCUAUCAAUUUUUGAAUGGUUUAACAUAUGUAAUAUAA